AUGAGAGUUGAUAAAUAAGUUGGAUAAGCAAGCUCUGCUAAUUUAACUGAAUAAAUUCUUGAUUAAUUAAGAAUUAAUUAAAAACAAUUUGAAAAGUAGUGUUCAGAAAUUGAAAAAUAAAUUAAAGAGCUAGUUGAAAACAUUGAAACUGAAGAUGAAAUUGAACCAAUUUAAAAUCGUAAACCUUAUAAAAGAAAUUGA
This is a messenger RNA of Paramecium sonneborni, 201 nucleotides long. Lineage: Eukaryota; Ciliophora; Oligohymenophorea; Peniculida; Parameciidae. The record is from the annotation of a GenBank genome assembly.